This is a messenger RNA of Penicillium verhagenii, 288 nucleotides long. RefSeq lists its product as uncharacterized. Bases 1 to 288 code for a protein of 95 amino acids. The transcript has 2 exons. NCBI's taxonomy places the organism in Eukaryota, Fungi, Ascomycota, Eurotiomycetes, Eurotiales, Aspergillaceae. The record is from RefSeq and is a predicted model, not a curated record.
AUGAAAGACGCACUUGAAUUCCCAUUUAAGGCGUCCGACCACGCCUACAGGACCAACUUUGAUGGCCUGGAGCUUACCGAAUCGCACUUCCAAUCCAAGCUUGAGACAGACAAGCAGAACUUUAAGGAUGCCCUCAACUACUUUGAAUCCCAAGACAGCAGGGCAAGGGAUGACUACAAGUCCGAAAAAGACGCAGGAUUUGCCACGAGCAGUUUUAAGGAGUGGGUUCCCCAAAAUGCUCCUCAAUGGAGUGCUUCGAGGCAGCAGCUAAUCAACUGCGGAGCUUGA